Pantherophis guttatus is the source of this 4581-nucleotide messenger RNA. Lineage: Eukaryota; Metazoa; Chordata; Lepidosauria; Squamata; Colubridae. The record is from RefSeq and is a predicted model, not a curated record.
CCAAGAUGGCGGCCGCAUACCCGGAAGUUGGUCAAGGCCGGAGCUACCGCUGUGGACCUCGAAGCCGGCAGCCUUAAGUCCGCCGCUGCUGCCGCCGCCGCCUCGGGGCUUUUGGUUCUCCCCCCACCUCCCGGCCGAGGGUCCCUGUUCGUGUGUUGGGGGAGAGCGCGAAGACCAGGAUAUGUUACAGAGGGAAGGGCCGAGAUAAGGGAUCUCCUUGGACCUCCAGAGACCGACCGCGGCUUCCGAUUCCUCCAUGAAGCAGCACAAAGCCUGAUGCCCACUUUGCCCCUCACCAUGGACAGGGGGAGGAGUUACCACCCGCCAUGUACACACCAGCAGCCCGGCAAUACACUGUAUAGGACACCCACCCUUCAAACCCAGUUUGGCUUGCCCACCACUGAGAAUUCUGCUUCCGGCUGCUGGAGUUCAUCCCUGUUUGCACCUCCUUCGUAUUCAGCACCAUUUUUCCUGAAUGAAAACCAGCAAUAUUUUAAUGCCCCUUCGAAUUUCUACACCAAUUCCACCAACGGGCAGCUCUUCUCGGAUCCCAACUUCGCACCUCAAGGCCUUGCUGAUUUCUUACCCAGAAAUGGCGACUUCGCUCAGAAUUUCCAUAUUUCUUUUUCCGUUCAGGUCUUGCCUCCUGAUUUGGAAAAUCUAGAAGGCUUACAGGGAAUAGAAAAUCACAUCACUGCCACUCAGGACAUCCCUCGUCUUUCAAGCAUUCAGUCCCAAACUCAGGUAGAAGAGGAAGAGGAGGGUGACGAUGACGAAACAGAAGAACUGGGUCAUACAGAGACGUACGCCGAUUAUAUCCCUUCCAAAUCGAAAAUUGGGAAGCAGCAUCCUGAUCGAGUGGUAGAAACCAGCACGCUUUCCAGCGUCCCUCCUCCAGAUAUCACCUACGUCCUCUCUCUCCCCGAAUCGAUUGGUGAAAACGGGUUGCUCUCUGCGCUGCAACUGGAAGCUAUCAUUUACGCCUGCCAGGAACACGAAAACUUGCUUCCCAACGGGCAAAGAGCCGGAUUCCUGAUAGGAGACGGUGCGGGCGUAGGGAAGGGCCGGACCAUUGCAGGGAUCAUCUAUGAAAAUUAUCUGAAGGGAAGGAAGAAGGCUCUGUGGUUCAGCGUCUCAAAUGAUCUGAAAUACGAUGCCGAGAGGGACCUGAAGGAUAUCGAUGCGCCUAACCUCCCUGUCCAUGCUUUAAACAAGAUUAAAUACGGUGACACGGCUACCUCGGAGGGGAUUUUAUUCGCCACUUACUCCGCCUUGAUCGGUGAAAGCCAAGCGGGCGGCCAGCACAGGACCAGGUUGAACCAGAUUCUGGAUUGGUGCAAGGACGAUUUUGAUGGUGUUAUUGUGUUCGACGAAUGCCACAAAGCCAAAAAUGCCAGCUCUACCAAGAUGGGCAAAGCAGUAUUGGACCUGCAGAAAAACCUGCCUCAGGCGAGAGUCGUCUACGCCAGUGCCACAGGUGCCUCUGAGCCAAAGAAUAUGAUUUACAUGAGUCGGCUGGGGAUAUGGGGAGAAGGCACCCCCUUUCGCUCCUUUGAAGACUUCCUCCAUGCCAUUGAAAAGAGAGGUGUUGGGGCAAUGGAGAUCGUUGCCAUGGAUAUGAAAGUGAAUGGGAUGUACAUCGCUCGACAGCUCAGCUUUUCUGGAGUCACUUUCCGGAUAGAAGAAAUCCCACUGGACGCGGCAUAUAAGGACGUGUACAACAAGGCAGCGAAGCUGUGGGCAGAAGCCCUGGUGGUUUUCCAAAAGGCUGCGGACCUCAUUGGCCUGGAGUCCCGGAAGUCUCUCUGGGGUCAGUUCUGGGGGGCUCACCAGCGCUUCUUCAAGUACCUCUGCAUUGCUGCCAAAGUCCGGCGUCUGGUGGAGCUGGCCAAGGAGGAGCUCAGCAAGGGCAAGUGCGUGGUGAUCGGGUUGCAGUCGACGGGGGAAGCGCGCACCCGGGAAGUUCUGGACGAGAACGAAGGGCACCUGAACUGCUUUGUGUCGGCAGCCGAAGGCGUCUUCCUUUCACUAAUUCGGAAGCACUUUCCUUCAACCAAACGAAAAAGAGAAAGAGGAAGUAUCAAUAAAAGAAAACUAAAGCAGAGAGUCCGAGGCCUUAACAAAGUGAUGCGAAUCGCCCACGACCACUACAGCAGUAGCAACGACAUCAUCAAGAUCAGCUCCGAGAGCAGCACGGAUUCUGAGCCAGGUUUGGAGAGCGAUUUCAAUUCCUCUCCGGAGUCCCUGGUGGAAAUGGAGGACGUGGCCAGCAGAUACAAACCCAUCAAUGGCGCCAUGUGUAAUGAUCCAAUUGGCCUAUAUUGGCCGAACCACCAAAAGGAGAUGAACGGAUCAGGGACUCCGGAAUGCGUGGAGAGCAUGAAGCAGGAACUGCUGUCUCAAGUGAAGGAAUUGGGCAAAGAGCUACCUCUUAACACUUUGGACGAGCUGAUCGACUACUUUGGAGGCCCAGAAAAAGUAGCAGAGAUGACCGGGCGGAAGGGACGAGUCGUGCGGAGGCCCGGUGGCUCCGUGGUGUUUGAAUCGCGAGCUGAGCAAGGCCUUUCGAUUGACCACGUGAACCUCAAGGAGAAGGAGCGUUUCAUGAAUGGAGACAAACUCGUAGCAAUAAUCUCGGAGGCCUCCAGCUCAGGGAUUUCUCUCCAAGCAGACAGACGGGUAAAGAAUCAGAAACGGCGGGUCCACAUGACGCUGGAAUUGCCCUGGAGUGCUGACCGAGCCAUACAGCAGUUUGGCCGCACGCAUCGUUCCAACCAGGUGUCUGCUCCAGAGUACAUUUUUCUCAUCUCCGAACUGGCUGGCGAGCGACGGUUUGCAUCCAUUGUGGCGAAACGCUUAGAAAGCCUUGGUGCCUUAACUCACGGUGACCGAAGAGCGACUGAAUCCCGGGACCUCAGCAAAUACAACUUUGAGAAUAAGUAUGGAAUCAGAGCCCUCGAUAAAGUCCUGCGCACCAUCUUCCAACAGACUGAGAGCAAAGUCCCUGUGCCAAAGAUUUAUCAAGAAGGAGAUGCGGCUUUUUUCAGUGAAAUGAAGCAGUCCCUCCUCUCCGUGGGAAUCUCUUGCAAGGAGAUGCGAUACGGCUUCAUGACCAUGGAGAAAGACUGUUCCAUCACCAAGUUCCUAAAUCGCAUGUUGGGCCUGGAGGUUGACAAACAGAAUCUGCUCUUCCAGUACUUCAACGACACUUUCGACUACCUGAUCGAGCGGGACAAGAAAGAUGGCAAAUAUGACAUGGGGAUUCUGGACUUGGCUCCGGGCAUUGAUGAAAUCUACGAGGAGAGCAAAGAGAUUUUCCUAACGCCAGGCCACCCACAAGAUGGCCAGGUGGUCUUUUACAAGAUCAGCGUGGACAGAGGGUUGAAGUGGGAGGAGGCCUAUGAGAAGUCACUUCAUCUGACGGGCCCUAAUGAUGGAUUCUACCUGUCCCACAAGGUUCGAGGCAACAAAUACAUUUGCCUCCUAGCCGAACAGACCCGUGGGAAAUACUUCACCCUCUACAAGCCGAACAUCGGGAAGCAGAGCCAGCUGGAGACCAUGGACAGCCUUUUUAAGAAGUACCAGCCGGUGUCGCCAGCGGAUGCUCAGCCCCACUGGGAGAGCAGUUACGACUUCUCCCUGAAGCACUGCAACCACGCCGUAUGGAACAGGAACUGCAAGGUUGUCCAGGAAGGAAAGGAAUGUUUCCAAGGCACGCGUUUACGCCACUAUUACAUGCUUUGCGGGGCCCUCUUGCGCGUCUGGACCAAAAUCGCUAGCAUCAUGUCUAACAUCACCAACACCAGCUACCUGCAGAUCGUCCGCCUCAAGACCAAAGAGAAGAAAAAGCAAGUUGGGAUCAAGAUACCGGAGAAUUGCGUCCAUCAGGUGCUGAAGGAGCUGAAGCAGAUGGACGAGAACGUCAAACUGAAACAGAAGCAGAUUCAAGCCAUGAGGGCCGCCGUCGUGCCCAGCCAGCCCUACUCGCAGGUCAUCCCACCGCUGGACUUUAGCCAGCCUGCAGGAUUUCUCUCUGCCCAGCACUCUUCCUUGACGCAGGACGAGGUCUGGGACCUGACCAGCCCAUCCGCGGAAGGCCUUCCGGACUUCUGGACGCACCCAUCUCCUCCUCCUCCUCCUCCUCCUCCUCCUACUAUGCACCCCCCGCUGCCCCCGGCCCCCUCCCAGUUCAACUUCCACCCUCCCUACGACAGCACGGGGUUGGUGGGCAGCCUGGCGCUCAGCGGCUCCCCUUCCCAGCACGAACCCAUGGCCCCGACGCCAGCCCUCCCUCUCCCCCUGGCGGACAGUUUCUCCCCGGCCAGCCUGAACUUCCGAGAACUCUUGGAGGAGAUGAUGCUGAACCCUCACGGUUUGGGGGGCGAGAACAGCGAGCAGGAGCGCCAGAGUGUCAUCCAGUUCAGCGGGCCCCUCUCCAACCUCUUCGAUGCCAGCUGAGUUGGGGGGGGGGGGGCGUGGGAUGUUUUUAAUCCUGGGUUGGAACGGACCACUUCAAAAAAACAAAAGGGGUGGGCGGAGAGAAAUCUAGUUCAGGGGUCUCCAACCUUGGCAACUUUGAGA